AUCCAGAGGAGGGACCGGAGGGAGGAGCAGCAGGGAGCGGUGACGUAGGAUAGGAAUGAGGGAGUGAAUGUUCCGGGUCAGAAACUGGACUGGAGAGGAAAUUAACUCCGGCACGAAACGGAAAAAAAUUACAAAAACAUCCACAGAAUGCCAACCUCUCCAACAGGGAUACGUAAGCUGUGCUUUUUGCGCCAGAAAGAGGUUUUUUAGAGGCGGCCGGUGUCUACGAGAGACGGGGAGAAAACACAGGUGCCAACUGCGAGCUACAAAGUGGGGCAGCGGCGGAGAGUUGUUCUCCUGACGAACGUUCGCUCGGUAUCGAGUCUGAGUUUCGGUGUUUAGUUGGUUGUAAGUUUCGUCUCUUGCGUGUUUUAGCGGAGAACUGAGUUCAGGACGGUCCCGUUGCGGCUAUCUGUUGCAUCCCCUUCUUCCUCAUCCCCGCCGUCUGUUUAUCGCAGAUUUAUUCCCCACUCCCCCCGUGAUGUUUCACUGCAUACCCUUGUGGCGGUGCAACCGUCACGUUGAGACGGUCGAUAAACGCCACUGCUCACUGCUCUAUGUUCCCGAUGAGAUUUACCGCUACGGACGGAGUUUGGAGGAGCUGUUGCUGGAUGCCAACCAACUCCGAGACUUGCCUAAGCCAUUUUUCCAGUUGGGGAAACUUCGAAAACUAGGCCUGAGUGACAACGAGAUCCAAAGACUUCCACCGGAAAUUGCCAACUUUGCCCAGCUGGUUGAGCUGGAUAUCUCUCGAAACGAUAUUGUGGAAAUUCCAGAGAGUAUUUCGUACUGCAAAGCCCUCCAAGUUGCAGAUUUCAGUGGAAAUCCAAUAACGAGGUUACCUCAAAGCUUUCCGGAGCUACGGAAUCUUACAUGCCUUUCCAUCAACGAUAUUUCCUUGCAGGUUCUCCCUGAAAACAUUGGAAACCUUUCUAAUUUGGUGUCACUAGAACUCAGAGAAAAUUUGUUGACAUUCCUACCAGAGUCACUAUCUCAGCUUCAUAGACUUGAAGAACUUGACCUAGGCAAUAAUGAACUAUACAGUCUGCCCGAUUCGAUAGGCAGUCUCAUCAACUUAAAGGACUUGUGGCUAGAUGGAAACCACUUGACAGAAAUACCUCUGGCGAUCGGCGAUAUUAAAACCCUGUUGUGUCUGGAUGUAUCUGAAAACAAAAUCGGGAGUCUUCCAGAGGAGAUGGGAGGCCUGGUGUCACUCACUGACCUGCUGGUGUCUCAGAACUCCAUCGAGUCUCUUCCAGGAAGCAUUGGAGAACUACGUAAACUCUCUAUAUUAAAGGCUGACCAGAAUAGCAUCAUGUUUCUUCCGGAGAGCAUUGGCAGCUGUGAAAGUCUGACGGAACUUGUGCUCACAGAAAACCAGCUACAGAGUUUGCCUGCAAGUAUUGGGAAGUUGAAGCACCUGUCCAAUUUAAACUGUGACAGAAACCGGUUGACAACACUACCUAAAGAGAUCGGCGGCUGCAGCAGUCUGAAUGUCUUCUGUGUACGAGAAAACCUGCUGACGAAGAUCCCGCCGGAGCUGUCGCAAGCCACAGAGCUGCACGUGCUUGAUGUCUCUGGAAACCGCCUCUCCUACCUGCCGAUGUCACUGACCACGCUGCGGCUGAAGGCCCUGUGGUUGUCAGAAAACCAGUCUCAGCCGCUCCUCAGUUUUCAGGUGGACACGGAUCCUGAAUCAGGCGAGAAAGUCCUCACCUGCGUUCUGCUGCCUCAGCAGCCAUGUGAACUGGACCUUAAAGCCUCUGACAAUCUCGCCCGCUUCGGAGCCCUGGAGAGCCUGGUGAAUGGUAUGGCUGAUGACACGUGGGAUGACAAAGCCAUCAACAGAAACAGUGUCAUUCACUUCCAUGUGGAUGCAGAUGAGGAUGAGGACGAUGAUAGGGGAACACUACUUCGGCGGGCCACUCCUCAUCCUGGCGAACUGAAAACCAUGAAGAAAGUCGUAGAGAACCUCCGCAAUGACCUGAAUGCGGCCAAAGGCCUGGACUCCAACAAAAACGAGGUCAAUAAUGCUGCAGAGACAGUGACCACGUCUGUGUGACUUUUACCUCACAAAUGAUUUUAAUUUUUUUGCCUACUGUGUCUCGCUGUAUUUUCCUGCACAACCCUGUAGCCCUCUGUUGUUUUUUAUUUUAUUACCCAUAAAUCCCAGCGUGACCUCCCUUUGGUCUGAUUAUGUUUUGGACUGCCUGUGACCUUACUCCACCUCCACUCCUGUGGAAACACCCAGGGCCCACUGUGCCUUCCUAGUUCUGCAGCAAUAAUCUGCACAAAAUUUCUCAUUUUACACAUAUUUUAAAGAUAUAUUAAGUUUUAUUAAAAGCAACCAUUGGGUAGCAGCACUAUAAAUCAUCGUAAAUGUUAAAUUACUUUGUUUCUAAAUCAUUUUUUGUCAUUUUUAUUUAAACAAAAGGAACACUGGGUGAAAAUUUUUACAUUUUGGGCAAACAAAACCAGUUUUUGAACCUACUGAUCUUUCGAUUGUUGUAAAUCUCUUGUGAAUAUUGAUACUUUUAUAUUUUUUUGGCAGCUCGGAUGUAAAUAAAAUGUAUAGCAAGUUUCAUCUUAAUCUGUUGCAGAUUUUUAAACGUCUUUUCUCUACCUUGGUAAACGAUUCUUCUUUUAAAUCUAAGUAACAAACAAAAAAAGUCACUAAUGUCUUAUUUGAUCUGUUGGUAUUGAGUGAGCUCACUUGUCAAACAUCAACACUGAUAUUUUGGAUCUUGAUUCAGUCGUUAUUAAAAUCUAGACUCGAGUCCUGCUCGUCAAACUGAAAUCAUCCGCCUAAGAAGCCUUUCUUUUUCAUGUGCUCCUCUGCUUUUUAUCAUUUUACAAAUAGAUGCCAAAACGGCUCUAAUUGUAUUUUAAAGGAUUCUUCUUUUUAACAGAGUACUGUGCAGAGGUAUACUUUGAGCUUUGUACCACAAGGAUGGAUGAAAAACUGCGAUUUAAGCCCAAAUCCUACUCUUUUAUUUGGUACUCGCUGAGUUGUAAUGUUUUGAUUUUGAGCUGAUUGACUAAAGUGAACCAUAUAAGUUGGUUUGUAUAUUGUUUCUUUUUUUUCAAAAUUAUUUUCUGAUAAAACUGCACAAAACUGAUCUCAAACCAGCUCUGGGCCUUGAGAUUUGGGGACUUUUUAACCACUGAUCAAUAAAAACGAGUGCAACACUAAA
Nothobranchius furzeri (turquoise killifish) is the source of this 3194-nucleotide messenger RNA. RefSeq names its product leucine rich repeat containing 1 (gene lrrc1). Gene Ontology annotation, molecular function: protein binding. NCBI's taxonomy places the organism in Eukaryota, Metazoa, Chordata, Actinopteri, Cyprinodontiformes, Nothobranchiidae. Gene Ontology annotation, biological process: neurotransmitter receptor transport, endosome to postsynaptic membrane; receptor clustering; cell-cell adhesion. Gene Ontology annotation, cellular component: postsynaptic membrane; postsynaptic density; basolateral plasma membrane. The record is from RefSeq and is a predicted model, not a curated record.